AUGUCAGGCAUCAUCGACAAAGCCAAAGACACCCUCGGCCAUCACCAGGCGAAGCAUGAUACCGAGCACGGCAGCACUAACGCUGGCCCUCACAAUUCCAAUGCCGCCAACAAGCUUGAUCCACGCGUCGAUUCUGACCUUGACCACCGCGAGAACCCGGGCAGUAGCGUUGGUGGUUACAAACACGGCGCUGUGGGAGGACCAUACUCUGGCUCUACCUUCGGCACUGCUGGCACUGGAGCUGCUCAAUCAACCGCUGGUCCACACAACACAGAUUUCUUGAACAAGGCUGAUCCCAGAGUCGACUCGGACAAGGACAACAGCAUGAAGAUCGGUGGAGACAAGACCAACGCAUAG
Exophiala xenobiotica is the source of this 357-nucleotide messenger RNA. RefSeq lists its product as uncharacterized. The record is from RefSeq and is a predicted model, not a curated record. The transcript has 4 exons. The coding region runs from base 1 to 357 and encodes 118 amino acids. NCBI's taxonomy places the organism in Eukaryota, Fungi, Ascomycota, Eurotiomycetes, Chaetothyriales, Herpotrichiellaceae.